Messenger RNA from Diatraea saccharalis (sugarcane borer), 2569 nucleotides. The record is from the annotation of a GenBank genome assembly. Lineage: Eukaryota; Metazoa; Arthropoda; Insecta; Lepidoptera; Crambidae.
AUUUACAAAGGUAAGAUGAAAUAAUUGAUUUACUAUAUUAUCAAAUAAACAAUUAAUUUUGUAAGUAUUAUCAUAAUUUUGAUUAUUAUGAUUUUUACAGCGUUGAAGAUGUUUCAUCUCUAGCCGAAGCUACAUUGCUUAUUGACAUUUCAUUAGAUGGAAAUCCGGUAGCUUUGGGCGGCGAUUGUACACCAUUUCUUGUGUCUUAUCUACCAAACUUACAAACGUUAACAAAUAUGCAUGUUACAGAGCAAGUUAGAAGUGCAGCUAUGGCUUGGCGCAGUAAUAAAGAGGCAGCUCAUGCUGCUUACUGCGCACUGGGAGGUACAGCGCCACAGGCAGCUCGACGUGACCAAAUUAUACACAACGCACGAACGAACUGGGAGUUACUCAGAUCAGAAAAUAAAUGUUUUGUUGCAACUAUGAAUGCUGCUAAAACGGAGGAUUUCGACAAAGAGUUUACCUUAGAUGUGACUGCGUCCCCUGUAUUAUUAAAUGGUGGGACACAAACAAUGGACUUAGCAGUUCUUCCAGAUGUCGUCGUCUCCAUACAACAAGCUGACACAGAAGAUUCUGAUUACAAGAACAGUAAUAGUGAUACGAAUCUUAAAACGAAUAACGAAAGCAUUCCUAAAUCUCCAAAUAGAAAGCUACAAAGAAGUUUUACAGCAAAGAGAACAUCUGAAAGACGUGUGAACUUUUCAGAAAGAAGCGCGUCACAAGAUACUGAUGCGUCAACAUCAACAAGCAGUGAUUUAAAACUACCGCCCAUUUUACUACCCAUAAUAUCGUCGUUAGAAAACGUGAAAUUAUCAGAAAGUAGCGAACCUAUAUUAAAGAGAUGGGAAAGUUUAUCUAGCGUAGAACCAAUAGUGGAUUCAUCAUUUAGCUCUCUACCUUCCUCGACUAGCGAUAGUGAAGAAGAAACCAAAUGCCGACAAGUAAGGCGCGUACCUACCGUGUUGAGAAGACGAGAAAAUUUUAGUACGAUGCGAUCUAAAUCUGUCUGUGAUCCAGAAAGUCGUAGGGUGAAAACUAAUGCAAAGAAUUCUGAUAACAGUGAAAACACGAGUAACAUAUCGAGUAGCACAAAUGUUGGGUCUAUCGCAACAUCGUCGACUUCAGGAAGUGAUCAAAACAGUAAAACAUUAAGAAGAGAAAGUUCUUUAAAUAGCAGAAACAGUAAUAGAAAUAUAAGAAGCGCCACUAUUACACGAAGAAGUGAAAGGGCUUCUUCUGCUAAUAGAGCUUCUACCGCUCGUACGAAGCCUGGAAAAAGUUUAGCAAGCCUAAAAUCAUCUGAACCGGUUCCGAAACCAAUACCUGUAUCCAAAGACAGAGAACAAGGUGUAGAUUAUUUAGUUGAAUUAAGUGAUGGUACUGUAAGUGCCUGGGGAGCUGGUGCAGUCCGCCGACUCACACGAGAUUGGGAUUGGGAGAAAGCACGUACAGUUUCUAAAGCUGCUUUUCAUUAUGUUCACUUCAACGCAGUGGCGCAAUCUCUUCCAGAACUAAAAUCAAAAUUCCCAAAUGUUACACAUAUAUCGGUACGAGCGACAGGACUUCAAUGGCUUGGUCAGUUGCACGCCUUAGCAGAGUUGAGAGGAUUAACAGGUUUAUCAAUACUGUCUGAAGGUAAUCCCAUAUAUUCUAAAACAUGGCGCGAGUACGCAGUUUACCGACUUGCUCAUUGGGGAUUAAAGGAGAUAAAUGAAGAAUCGGUAAUAACAUGUUAACAUAGAUAAGAAAGCUUUACCAAUACUUGGCCAUUUGUAUGGAAGAGCUUUUUUUUGCAGAUUACUGAAGAAGAAAUAAAAGCCGCCAACCAAACAUUUAACGGUCUCAGUGAUAUAGUAUUGCGAGCGCUUCCUGAUGCACCAUUGCAGCCGUUAUUGUCUCGUCUAGGACGAAGUGGCAAUAGCACUGUCAGUGCUAAAGCUUGGCUGAGAGCUGCAGACCCAGCAUUACGCGACGUUAUAGCUAAAGAAGCAUUACAAUAUAAAAAAGGACAUGUGUCGCAAGAGGACAUGAGUUGGCGAGUACGCGGUCGUGGGCAAUUGUCACAUUCGAUACAGCUAGCGUGUGGUGCAGCGCAACGUUUACGUGUGCUGGAACUACAAUGGCCAUCAAUAUUAGUGGAAAUGAUAGAAGAAAUAUUGAGAGAUUUUUCUAACAUGGAAACUCAUGUUAAAGAACAAAUGCAUAUGCUCAUAGACACUUUAUAGUGUGAUUCACAAUAACGUAUUUCUUCUAGAUGAUGUCAUGAUUUACGUCAUUCAGAAACAAUUACCAAUUAUAAACUUCCUUGUUUGGGAUCAAUUCGUUUAUUUUGGGCUUGUUUAGUAAUAUAACAGUAUCAGACUAUAAGUAAACGUGCAAAAAAAAAAACAACAUUACAUAAAUAAAUAAAACUUCAGAAAACAUCAAAACUAGAAAAAAAUAAUCUUAGCCAAAAGAUAAUAAUAUGUUCAAGAAACUUUUUAAGUCGGUAGGUAGUUAAUAUUAAUAAUAAAUAAAUAAAAUCUUGCGAAUCUUAUACUCUCGUGUCGGACACUGUUGCUCCGGAACU